Pocillopora damicornis (cauliflower coral) is the source of this 1223-nucleotide messenger RNA. RefSeq lists its product as uncharacterized. The record is from RefSeq and is a predicted model, not a curated record. Lineage: Eukaryota; Metazoa; Cnidaria; Anthozoa; Scleractinia; Pocilloporidae.
AUCUUUUGUGACGCCUCAAGAGCAGUCUUUUUCUCGCACUGAAGUACGCUUCUGUUAGUCUGGUUGAAUAUUUGGGGGCGUAAACAUUGGCAGAGAGCUUUACACACCUGAAGGCGUAUUUUAUAAUUUUUAAAAUUACUCGUACACAAACUUGCCUAUGAAAAAUUUCUAUACUGCUCUUGGCGCAAGGAGACACAGCUGAUUAGAGCGAAGUGAAACAACACGAGCUAACAAGUAAUUCACGAGGGAUUGGAACUGAUGGAUCCUCAUUUUCUAACACUCGUUAUUCUAACAACAGCCACAAUCAAGGGAACAAGAUCGUUAGAAUGCCAUCAGUGUAAUGCCACCUUGUUAGCAUUCAAUUGUCUGAGAAAUUCCAGUAUUGAGAGCUGCUCACAAGGUAGCGAGUCAGUUUGCAUGAGUAUUAAUGCCUCGGUGACAGAUUUAAAGGGAAACAAGUCAAAUUUGUUCUUAAGGCAAUGUUCGUCGAAAAGAGAAUGUUACUCGCUCCAGCCCUGCAGAGAUAUCAAAACUCACCUGUGGAGAGAGAGGCCCGGGCUACUUGUAGAGCCCAGCUGCCGCCCGGAAUGCUGUGCCACUGAUCGUUGCAACCAUCGUGUAGGAACACUAGAUUUGAAUAAAUCAAGCACCCGUAAAAUUAUACCGACAUCAUCUGGACGGAAAACUUCAAAAAAGUGCUUCGAAUUCGAGCCAAAAACUAAUAUACAACUAGAAAUCGGAAGCACUAAUGGUGGUCGACUAAUGAGGAAACAUAAAAUUUUCGUAUUGCUAUCAAUAUUUCUCUUGCUAACUUCACUGCCUUUUUAAAAACAGUAUUCAAAAAUGAACUGCUGGUGCAAAGCCGGAAUACAUAUUUUCGAUGUUUGCACACACUUACUUUUUUCAAAUUGUCCACACAACGUGUGUUCACAAAAAUUUUGGAAAUGAACAUAAAUCUGAGAUCAUCCUCCAAUUUGAAGUCAUCGAAGUCUUGCAAAACAUAUUUACUGUUCAACGACUCUUUAAAGAAGGUAUACACUAUUUGAUGCAGAGUAAAUCAAAUUUACUCGUUGAUAUAUAUAAUAUAUGAAUGGUUUUUACUGUUCAGGUACGUUAAACAGGGGUCAUUUGAUGUAAGUUCCAUGAAAGUGACAUGGCUUCACAAGAUUGCAAUUUAAAAUUUUUUAAGCAGAAAUAAAGAUUGAAAGAUCACUGUCUGUGCA